UGUCACACUCUAAUUUUCCCUUUUUCAGUGGGAUAAAAGAAGACGUAAAAGAGUGAUGUCAGCUGAGACAUCCUACACAAGGGUGGGGAGACUGACAGGCAAACGAAGUGAGGAAGGAAAGAGAGAAACUGAAAAUACAGAGACAGAAACAGGGUGAGGCAGGGAGAGGUUCCAGGAAUAAGUACAGACGCAUAAGGACACGAACAGAGACUGAGAUCAUCCAAUGAAGGCGGGGAUCGAGUACUUGAGAAAGAGGAUGCUAUAGGCCGAAGUCGCUUUCCAGAUAGACUGAAAGGUGGGCUGUAAGUGGCCAUCCUGUAGCAGGAGAGAGCACGGAACUGGCAGGUACUGGGAGUUCAGUCUCUUCAUGAAUUCUGGAAAUAAAGUGGACCUUAAAAUUAAUAUUAUUGGUCCAAUGGGAACUGGAAAAACUUCUCUUCUAAACCAGUACGUACACAAAUGGUUCUUGAAUGAUUACCAGAACACACUGGGUGCCCAUCUUCUCUCUAAAACCAUCCAGUUGGACAACACCAACUUAAACUUACAGAUCUGGGAUACAGGUGGACAGGAACGAUUUCGGACUUUGGUUUCCACUUUCUACAAAGGCUCUGAUGGCUGUCUGCUAGUAUUUGAUGUCACUGACGAAGAUAGUUUUUCAUGUCUUGAGUUCUGGAGAAAGGACUUUUUGGACAAAAUCCCUCCUCCUAUAGCUGAUUUUCCCAUGAUUGUUCUUGGAAAUAAGAUUGACCUCAAUGACAGACAGGUCUCCAAGGAAUUGGCAAUGUCCUGGUGCAAAGGAAAAAAUGUUUCCUAUUUAGAAGUCAGUGCCAAAAACAAUGUCAAUGUUGAACUUGCAUUUGAAAUGCUUGCCAGAAAAGCCUUAAUACACUACCAAGAGAGUAAAGAAAGCUGUCUGGGAGAGUCCAUAAAGCUGUAUCCCACAGAAGAUUCUCACAGUAGCACAUGCUGCUAACAUAAUGUUAGUUCCCGUGGCUGGACAGAAUGUCUCGGAAAGUGGAUAGAGGCCACACUUAGUUCUACAAAAGAUGUGAACUUGGACAUGUCACAGUGAGGACCAGUCAUUGUAUUUGCCAGUGAUUACAAUACACAACCUUCAGAGGCCAGUAUAACACCGAGGAUUCUGGGUAGAGUCAUAUGUGAUUUCUAAAAUCCUAAGUAAAGUAACUGACAAAUCUGUUUUUCCAGGAAACACAAUCUAGAAUUAUAUGAAAUCAAAUCCAAAUAUGCUCCAGCUUUUUUUUUUUUUUUUUUGCCUUUUUAGGUACUGUAAAUUCAGCAAUGCUUUAAUUUGCACAACUCCAUUGUGGUACAAAAAGUGCUGCAUAUUCAAAGCAAAAUUGCAAUAAAUGUAGAAUAUUUUUACACAUA
Xenopus tropicalis (tropical clawed frog) is the source of this 1389-nucleotide messenger RNA. It is a transcript of the gene rab7b, whose product is annotated as RAB7B, member RAS oncogene family. Gene Ontology annotation, biological process: regulation of immune system process. Gene Ontology annotation, molecular function: GTP binding; GTPase activity. Gene Ontology annotation, cellular component: late endosome; phagocytic vesicle membrane; phagocytic vesicle. The transcript is spliced from 6 exons. Lineage: Eukaryota; Metazoa; Chordata; Amphibia; Anura; Pipidae. The record is from RefSeq and is a predicted model, not a curated record. Bases 368 to 973 code for a protein of 201 amino acids.